AUGUCUGCAAGAGGUUUUCCUCCAAGAGGAUCCACCCUUCGAUUCAACAUCUUCAAGAUGUAUACCUCAAUGAAGAAGAUCCAAAAGGACAACAAGGAUGCAGAACCCACUGAGUUCGAGCAGAGUGUUGCUCAGGCAUUGUUUGACUUGGAAAACACCCACCAAGAGCUCAAGAGUGACUUGAAGGACUUGUACAUCAACUCUGCAAAUCAAAUUGAUGUUGGAAACAAAAAGGCUGUUGUGAUCCAUGUCCCCUACAGAUUAAGAAAACCAUUCCGCAAGAUCCACACUAAGCUUGUUAGAGAACUCGAAAAGAAGUUCAGUGGAAAGGAUGUUGUUGUGAUUGCAACCAGAAGGAUUGUUAGGCCACCAAAGAAAGGCUCAGCAGCCACCAGACCUCGUUCACGCACCCUGACAGCUGUCCAUGAUGCCAUGCUGGAAGAUGUGGUGCACCCUGCUGAGAUAGUUGGGAAACGUGUUAGAUAUAGGCUCGAUGGAUCCAAAAUCAUCAAGAUUUAUUUGGAUCCAAAAGCUCGUAAUGACACUGAGUACAAGUUGGAGACAUUCAGUGGAGUUUACAGGAAGCUUUCUGGGAAAGAUGUUGUGUUUGAGUACCCAAUUACAGAAGCUUGAAAUGUGUUUGGAGGGUUUUGAGUUGGUUGAAUUAUAUUUUAUGUUGAAAAUUUUGACUUGAAAAGUAUAUCAUCAGUUGUUCUUUGGUGUUAGUUAAAUUGACGUUUGCUUCUUUUAUUGGGGCAUGAUUGUAGUUGGAUUAGGAAUAUGGGUAUUAAAGCAAUUGCUUCUAGAAGUUAUCUUGAUUUUGUCUUUUGGAUUUUUAUGACUAUUUUUGCUAAAAUGACCAUUAAAGUUGGAACGAUUUUCUGUUAAAAAGACCUUGCCAGAUCAUCUGCUGAUUUUGUAAGCGUUUUAUGUAUAACAUUUAUGUCCCAUAAUUUAGCACCCAGUGACUCUAAGGAUUUAGUUUCUUGAUUAAUAGUUUAAUAUGAUCACUGAAUGAUUUAAAGACAUCAAUCACUCAGAAGGUCGAUAUUAAGGUUAGAAUGAGUGGUUGUGUGCUUGCAUGCUGGUAUCUUUUCUGUUUGCCUUCCAACUAGACAUAUAUAAUCAUGUUAACAAGGGGG
Molecule: messenger RNA, 1142 nt
Organism: Lactuca saligna
Lineage: Eukaryota; Viridiplantae; Streptophyta; Magnoliopsida; Asterales; Asteraceae
Source: the annotation of a GenBank genome assembly